This is a messenger RNA of Dendroctonus ponderosae (mountain pine beetle), 2852 nucleotides long. Its product is annotated as lachesin. Gene Ontology annotation, cellular component: neuron projection membrane. The transcript is spliced from 8 exons. The record is from RefSeq and is a predicted model, not a curated record. The coding region runs from base 424 to 1299 and encodes 291 amino acids. NCBI's taxonomy places the organism in Eukaryota, Metazoa, Arthropoda, Insecta, Coleoptera, Curculionidae. Gene Ontology annotation, biological process: synapse organization.
GGUGUAGUAUUAAUUCGACUGUCGUUCGCUUUACGUCGUCGCGCUUUUCCCGAUCGACUCGCUUUUCCGCGUUGCGUUGACGAUUUUCCGGUUGAGAGAGAUUCAAGCGCGAAUUAGGGGUGUAUUAGCGAGGUUUCAACCCCUGCUAGGUGUUUGUUUGCCAGCAUAAUUGCGAAUAUAAACAAGGUGCAAACAGGCGUCUGAUCGUCUACAAUUCGUUAACAAUUGGUCAACAGCUGCAGUUGGUGAGGGUUGUUUUUUCGGGUUUUUUUGUUGGUGAUUCGGAUCAGUGAAACAUUUGAUUUGGUGGUGAUCAGUGGCCGACUUGGUUCUUUCCAUUUUGACUCCAAUGGAUAUAUGGAUAGGGCUAUGUAGCUUUUAGUCUUCUGGAGUAACUGAAAACUUCUCCCAAAGGGUUCGAAGAUGCCAAGAAGGAAAAUUUUGUGGCCGCCCAUAUUGACUUUCCUGUUUUGCCUCUCUGUUGCCGGUUUUUCAAGUUUUGUCAGCUCAACGGCACAAGUUUCCGUCGCUGGCGUUCCGACAAAGUCCAAACUCACUGAAUCGAAGCCGCAAAAGCCAUAUUUCGAUGACAUCGGAUCGAAAAAUGUAACUGCAGUUGUGGGUCAGUCCGCCCUUUUGAACUGUCGUGUGAAACAUCCAGGCGACCGAACCGUUUCCUGGAUGCGAAAGCGGGACCUUCACAUCCUGACCUCCGGUAUUCACACUUAUACAGGAGAUGGAAGAUUUAGUGUGCGACAUCCAGAACACAGUGACGACUGGGAUUUGAGAAUAGAAUAUGUUCAGAAGCGCGACGCGGGCGUUUAUGAAUGCCAAGUGAACACUGAACCGAAGAUCAGCUUACCCAUCAUGCUCAACGUGGAUGACCCGAAUUUCCUCGCUGAUGCUCAGGCUAGUAUUGUAGGAUCUCCGGAAAUUCACGUGAUGAAGGGAAGCACCAUAGCUAUAACUUGUACAGUGAAUGUUUAUUCAACGCCGCCAUCCUCAGUGCACUGGUAUCACGGAAAAUCGGUGGUUGACUUCGACUCUCCACGAGGUGGAAUUAGUUUAGAAACUGAAAAAACUGAAGCUGGGACGACUAGCAAGCUUCUUAUAACCAAAGCUCUGCUUUCUGACUCUGGAAACUACACUUGCAUGCCGUCCAAUGCCACGCCUGCUUCCGCUGCUGUCCAUGUUCUUAAUGGCGAACAUCCAGCAGCCAUGCAGACUAGCAGUGGCCAACAUUGUAUUCCACUGGUGCCAGUUUGCAUGAUGGUGAUCCUAAUGGUAGUCAGUAGCUGAUUUCCAUAAGCACCAAUCAAAAAUGUACCACUAAAUCAAAGUUACGUGCAAAUGUGAACUCAUCUUAUGUGUGAUCGUAUAAUCGGCUGUUUAGCAAAGAACCGUAAGUUAGUAAACCUGUUGUAAAUAUUCACGAGUGAUAGUUAGUUGGUAAUAAUUUAGAACAGGGUAACAAGGCAAAAAUAGAUCAUGUCAAUCAUUGUCAUUUCUUCGUUAACUUUCCACACGUUUCGAGUCUCCAAAAUUGUUUCGAACUCGUAAUCAAAAUAUACUGGCCUUCAUCGAUGAGCAUGUGAAGUCGAAGCGAACCUAUAAUCAAAGUAUAUAUCUGAAUAAAUUUUAAAAUUAUGUUAUAAAAAUACGCGAGCGACAAUGUUUAAGAGAGAAAAAUAAAUCCAUGUUAUGCCCUUCUCUGAUGUACUUUAAAUAGGUAAAAGAUAAUGCUGAAGAUGAGUGUGCAGUAGAAACACACCAAAAAAAAAAUAUUUAAAACAGUUCGUUGGGGCUCAUUAUUAGCAUUGUCUCAGUGAUAAACAUUAAGGAAAUGAGGUGCUAAAGGAUCACCUGAAAAGAACACUCCAGUGAAUAAACGUUACGUCCAGAAUAUGUAAAUAUGUGUGUGGUUGGAAGCAAUUGUUUGGUUUUGUGCAAACUAUUUUUUUCUAAUGGAUUUUGGCUGGAACCAGCACGAGACAGCCAAAAUUCAUUAAACACUAAUCCCAAAUCACUGACUAGUAAAUACACAGUUAUUUAGGAAAUCUAGACAUCAAGUAAUCAUUGUAAUAACUCCUACACUAAAAAUAAUAACGUUUUUGUCCUGUAUUAAUUGAAUUUGAUCAAAAUUCUGUAGAUAUUCUCAUGUUACUAGAUUUUUACUAUUUGAAAUUGUGUUGACUCUGUAAAUACCCUCUUAAUGUAAAGAUGUUUAUCUAAUUUUAGAACUGCAACUAGAUGUUUCAGGUUUUGGAAAACAGAAACUCUUAUAACUAGAUAAAUAAUAACUUGCCUUUGGUUUGUAUUAUCGAGACGAUCAGUUCAAGCCAAUACAGUUACGUUAUCAUAUAAGAUUAUUUCCCUAUUAAAGUUUCUAGAGAUGUUUAUUCUAAGUGGUUAUCAAUUGAGAGUUUUUUGGUGUUAGUUUCGUAAACUCUGUGAUUUUUACUUGUUUAACUACAUAAGAGUUAAGCGAAUUAGGCGACUGCUAGCAGUGGGUUUUAUGUGAGGAUUCAUUUGAAAUUCUGUGAAUUAACUACCCAGUAUCCAUUCACGUAUGCAUUGAACAUUCAAGCCAGUUUUUUUCUUUUCAAUUGGACAAAUCGCGUUAGAUUCAUCCUGCUCAAAAAUCAUACAAAUACAUGAAAAAAACCCAUGGUUGAAGCUUGACGCGUCCACCAAAAGUAGUCGCAGUGAUCAGUUUUUGUAUGUUUUAUAGCAAACCUAAUUUCGAAGCAUUUCAAAUUAAUAUUUUUAUAUCCGCACAAUUUAAAACCUCUCAUAAUACAUGUGUAUACAUAAUUGUACAUAUUAUAGAAUAAAGUCCUAGAUGAAACUAA